Messenger RNA from Triticum dicoccoides, 716 nucleotides. RefSeq lists its product as uncharacterized. The transcript has 2 exons. The record is from RefSeq and is a predicted model, not a curated record. Bases 1 to 702 code for a protein of 233 amino acids. NCBI's taxonomy places the organism in Eukaryota, Viridiplantae, Streptophyta, Magnoliopsida, Poales, Poaceae.
AUGCUCCAUUUAGGGAUUGCGCGCCGAUCAGUGGCGGAGCCAGGAAAUCCGGAUGAGGAGGGCCGAGUGUUCUUAAGUCUUGCUGGGGAGGGCCAUUCCAUCAAAAUACACCAUUUUAGUAGCAAAAGGAUCAAUGUUUACAUUAGUGCUAGGCCUAAAUCAGUAACAUUAGGGGGGGCCAGGGCCCUUGCUGGUCCCCCUGGCUCCGCCACUGGCGCCGAUAGCCUGACAACGGCGGUGCGCACUGUCAAGAUUUUAGCUGUCAAUGUCUAUACUCUUAGUUUGGAUAAUGUUCUUGACAUGAUAAGAUUCUUUCCAUGCCUGGAGAAGCUGCUUGUGAAGUCAUGGAGUUCGGGUGAGAACAAUUUGUGGCAUCGUAAACACCGGGUUCUUCUCACAUGUCUUGACAUCCGUCUCAGGACAGUAGUGUUGGAAACGUAUCUGGGCAGCUGGUCACAGGUUAACUUUGCCAAAUUCUUUGUGCUGAACGCCAGAGUGCUGGAGUCAAUGACGUUUCAUGUUGAGGCCAGCUUGUACGACGAGGAGUUCUUGGCAGAACAGUGUACGAAGCUUCAGCUAGGGAACAAGGCUUCAAGAGAUGCUCAGUUUCAUUUUACAACUGGUACUUCUCUUGAAGCUGUUUGGGAGACCAAACAUCUCAGUGAUCUUAACUUGGAUGACCCCUUCCUGUGUAGAUGUUGAAAUGGGUUUGGUCA